AUGAAGCUGUUAAUUGAUAAGCAAUUGGAGACCAGUGUAACUGGAGUAAGCUUCCAUCCGAGUUGGAAAUAUGUUUCGUUAGUCUGUGAUAAAAGAAGUAUUCAAAUUUACCAGCUAAAUAAUUUACAUCCAAGCAACUUUUUGAUCAAACUGUCGAAGCAUAGGAACCAAAUAGUUUCAAUAGACUGGUCCUUACUACCUGUAAAGUACUCGAAGGAUUCUUCUUAUAGUCAGCUAGUUUCAGCUGGAGAAGAUCGCCUUGUUAUUGUUUGGCUUCUCAAAGCAGAGGCUGAAAAAGAUGGUUUUCCUGAGAAAUUGAGAGUAGUUUUUUCUGCGGUAAACUGCAUCCAGUCAGACUGCUAUCCAAUAUUUUGUAGAUUUUCCCCAUUUCGAGAAUUCUGCAGUUUUGCAGUUUCCACAACUUCUGGAGAACUCUUUUUCUUUACUUCCAAUAGAAGUCCAAGCUUGGGAAGCGAGAAAAAUAUUUUGUCUGAAACUGGCCUGAAAGAUUUGUAUAUAUUUGAACAACUUAAAAUUAAACUCUCUGAGCUUCCUCUUUCCUGUCUAGCUUGGAGUAAUAACGGCAAAUUCAUUGCUUGUGGUGGACUUGAAAAUAAGGGUAUUAUUCUUGGAGUCUCGAUUGAAAGUUCUAAUCUUCCAGAUGAAAACCUCAAUGGAAACUUCUCGGAACUUCUUUCUCUUCAAAGUCUUUUAUCAUUCGAAAGUCAAAAUGCCAUUUUAGCUUGUGAUAUCAGCCCUGAGGGUAAUCAAAUCGUAUUCACCGACAAAGAUUCUUUUCUUUAUUUUACUCAAGUUGACAAAAAACUAGAAUUUCUCAACUCUUCUCUAAAGUGGAACGGACUGCCUCUAAUUAAUUUAAAAUUUGUGCAUGAAAAACUUUUAGCCGCCGUUGGUCAUGACUGCAUACCGGUUUUAUUCAUGCAAGAAAAGAGUUGCAUGUGGAUUCAUGCAACCCAAUUAAAUGGCGCCAUAUUGCCAAAUUAUCUGGACCCAGUAUGGCAAAUGAAUUUCGAUCCACUAAAACACUAUACUCAGAAUUCGGUGCAUAAAAGACCAAUAAUGAAGGUUUUUAUUCCAAACUCAUCAACCAUAAUUUGUUAUGGGUUUGACGGAAAGUAUUCCAUUUGGGAGUUGGAUUCUCUCGAAUAG
Molecule: messenger RNA, 1170 nt
Organism: Cryptosporidium ubiquitum
Lineage: Eukaryota; Apicomplexa; Conoidasida; Eucoccidiorida; Cryptosporidiidae
Product: actin-related protein
Exons: 2
Coding region: 1-1170 (389 amino acids)
Biological process (GO): Arp2/3 complex-mediated actin nucleation
Cellular component (GO): actin cytoskeleton; Arp2/3 protein complex
Molecular function (GO): actin filament binding
Source: RefSeq, a predicted model, not a curated record